Solanum verrucosum is the source of this 3852-nucleotide messenger RNA. Its product is annotated as disease resistance protein RPV1-like. The record is from RefSeq and is a predicted model, not a curated record. Gene Ontology annotation, molecular function: protein binding; ADP binding. The transcript has 6 exons. Gene Ontology annotation, biological process: signal transduction; defense response. Lineage: Eukaryota; Viridiplantae; Streptophyta; Magnoliopsida; Solanales; Solanaceae. The coding region runs from base 55 to 3771 and encodes 1238 amino acids.
UUGCUUCUCAAAGAACAAUCUUUUAUCUGUGAUUGAUCAAAACAAAAACAAAAAAUGUCUCAGUUUGCUUUUCAUGCAUUUCUGAGUUUGGCAACAAAAAUAGGCAAGUCUUUUGGAAAUCAUCUUCAUUCAGCUUUAUCAAAUGCUGGUAUUCGCGCAUUCAGUGUUGAUGAACUUGAUAUAGAUGAAAAAGGGUGCAAAGAAUUGCAGAAAACAAUUCAAGAAUCAAGAAUUCUCAUUGUUGUUUUGUCAAAAUACUAUACCUCUUCAGAGAGGUGCCUUGAUGAACUUGUGUUUAUACUUGAGAGCAAGAAACUUUUUGGACGUUUCGUUUUACCUGUGUUUUAUGAUGUGGAUCCAUCAGAAGUCAGGAAACAAAAAGGAAGUUUUGAACAAGAUUUUUUAAUGUAUGAGCAGAGAUAUAGAUCCGGGACCGAGGAAAGGAGACUGGAAUGGUUGCAGAAGGUGAAGGAAUGGAAGGCUUCUCUAACAGAAGUUGCUGAUUUGGGAGGAAUGGUCUUACAGAAUCGAUCUGAUGGGUGUGAGUCAAGGUUUAUUCAGGAGAUUGUGAAGGUGGUUGCAGGAAGACUAAAUCGCACAGUUUUGAGUGUAGCUCUCCACCCCGUUGGAAUAGAUUCUCGAGUUAAAGACAUAAAUCUCUGGUUGCAGGAUGGAUCAACUAGUGUUGAUAUUAUGGCUAUAUAUGGUAUGGGGGGGCUAGGUAAAUCUACCCUUGCCAAGACUGCUUAUAAUCUUAACUUUGACAAAUUUGAUGGCAGCAGCUUUCUUGCUGAUGUGAAUAAAACUUCAGAAAGAUAUGAUGGUCUGGUAAGUCUACAAAGACAACUUCUUUCAAAUGUUCUAGGGAAGAAGGUUGAAAAGAUAUACAAUGUCGAUGAAGGAGUCAUCAAGAUUCAAGAGGCCAUCCAUUGCAGAAGAAUUCUUCUUGUUCUCGAUGAUGUGGAUGAUCGAGAUCAGCUAAAUGCGGUUCUUGGGAUGCGAGAAUGGUUUUAUCCAGGUAGUAAAAUAAUCAUAACAACCAGAAAUCAGCACCUGUUUGAUGCUAGUGAGGUCUGCAGUUGUAAGAUGUAUAAGGUCAUGCCAUUGAAUGCUCAAGAAUCGAUUCGACUCUUCAGCUGGCAUGCUUUUGGAAAAGAAAAACCUUCAGAAGAUCAUGAGGACCUUUCAGAAAAGGUGAUACUUCAUUGUAAAGGGACUCCUUUGGCUCUCAAAGUUUUAGGUUCUUCUCUUUGUGACAGAAGUAUAGAGGUGUGGGAGAGUGCAUUAAGGAAGUUAAAGGCAAUCCCUGACAAUAAGAUCUUGGAAAAACUUAGAAUCAGCUACGAUUUGCUGCCAGAUGAUGAUGAUGUACAGAAAAUAUUCCUUGAUAUUGUCUGUUUCUUUGUGGGAAAGGAUAGAGACUAUGCAGUAACUAUACUCGAUGGAUGUGGUUUUUUCUCAGUAGUAGGAAUUCAGAUUCUGUCAGAUAGAUGUCUGAUAGAAAUGGACAAGGAUAAGCUGAAAGUGCAUUCAUUGAUUCAAGAUAUGGGAAGAGAAAUUAUCCGCCUAGAAUCCCCUUGGGAGCCUCGGAAAAGAAGCAGAGUUUGGCGAUACAGAGAUUCCUUCAAUAUAUUGAGUACAAAAACUGGAACUGAAAAUAUUGAAGGUCUGGUUCUUGACAAGGGAAUGUCUAACAAAUUGUCCAAAGCAGUCAAAUCUAUCAGAUCGUAUUUCUUCAGUGAAGAUGCUGGUCCGAUAGGUCAUGGCUAUCCAAGAAAACGCCGCAAGCAUUUGGAACAUUUUGAUGAUGCCAGCACAGAAGGUUCAGACAGUAUAGAAUUUGAAGCUGAUGCAUUUUCCAGAAUGCAGAGGCUGAGGAUUCUCCAGCUUAGUUAUGUAAGCUUAACUGGAUUCUAUAGUUUGUUUCCGAAAGGUCUAAGAUUACUAUGUUGGUCUGGAUUUCAUAUGAAGAUCAUCCCUGAGGAUCUCCCUAUAGAGAGCCUGGUUGCCCUUGAAAUGAAAAAAAGUUAUUUGGAAAAAGCCUGGGAGGGAAUUAAGAUUCUUAGAUCAUUAAAGAUCCUCAACAUUAGUCAUUCCCAUUUUCUAAAAAGAACUCCUGAUUUUUCUGGACUUCCCCAUCUGAAAACAUUGAUCCUGAAAGACUGCAUUAAGUUGGUCAAGAUUCAUGAAUCAAUUGGAUGCCUUGACGGACUUGUCUAUCUGAACUUGAGAGACUGCAAGAAUCUAAGGAAACUCCCUGGAAGCUUUUGUAAGCUCAAAUCCUUAGAAAAACUUAUUAUCUCUGGCUGUUCUAGACUAGUUACGUCAGCAAUAGAGCUAGGCAAGUUAGAAUCUUUGACAACCCUGCAGGCUGAUGGAAUGAAUUUUGGACAGCUAGCCCCGGUGGGUGGUAACAUGAAUUCAUGGAGUGCCCUCUGGAAAACUUGGUCAUCAAAGUUGAGAAGAUCCCCAGGCUCUAACCAGUUUUCGUUCUCUUCUUUAUCAAGUUCGCUCGUCAGCUUAAGUCUUUCUAGUUGCAACUUAACAGACGAUGCUCUAUCCUUCGGCCUCAGCAACCUUCCCUCAUUAUGCUUCUUGAAUCUAAGUGAAAACUUGAUUUAUAACCUGCCUCAGAGUAUCAAAAAUCUUGGUAAGCUCCAAGACCUUUGGUUAGAUGGAUGUCAAAGCCUCCUAUCUCUGCCAGAGCUUCCGUCAAGCCUUGUUAAGCUAAAGGCAGUUAGAUGCUCAUCACUGGAAACAGUCACAAAUCUACCAAACCUAAUGACAACUCUCUUUUUAGAUGUCAUGGAAAGUGAGAGCUUAACUGAGAUUUCAGGAAUUUUCAAGCUAAAGCCCAUUGAUAAUUUUGAAGUGGAAAUAUUGAAUGCUCUACGCCUUCUUCUCAACCUAGAUAACACAUUCGAUACAGUGGUGGAAAUAUUUAAUAGGUUCACCAAAACAAAAAGGAUGUAUUCAGUACAGCAGGGACUCUAUGAAUUUGGAAUCUUCAGUACUUAUUUUCCAGGAAAUGAGGUUCCAAGUUGGUUCAGCAACAAAAGUGAACAGAGAUUGUUGACAUUGUAUGUGGAUUCACUUCCUAAUAUCAAGAUAACAGGACUGCUUAUUUGCAUUGUCUAUGCACGUUCUAGUCCUCGUAUAUUUCGCUAUUUUAGUGAAUUCGGGGGAUCUCAUACAAUUGACAUCAAAGUCCAAAACAUAACACAGGGUCUUAAGUGGAUUUAUGCUCCAUCAUUCAUUGGCAUUCCAGGAGAGAACAACAAGUUGACAUUUUUAUGCCACUGGAAGUUUGGCAAGUAUUUACAAACAGGUGAUCAGAUUAAUGUUUCAUUGCCUUGUUGGGGUAAAACUUUCAAGAUGAAAGAGUUUGGAGCUACACUUGCUUAUAACAAUCCAGAUUUAGACCAGUCCUCAGCAUCUACUAGUGAAACAAGAGUGCUUGCAACGCGACAUACUCCACUUAGUGAUUAUCAAUCUGAAGAAAGUGUCAUGGAAGGCUUCAUGCCUUUAUAUCAGUUGGCGGUUCAUCAUUACUAUCUUUCUCACCCUGAGUACUUUGUGAUGCGUGACAAUGCAGAUUUCGUUGUGAGGUCAAUCUUGAACGAGAAAUUGUUUGAGGAUUAUGAUGUGCAGAUUGCAGGUUCAGGGGAAGAAGAAGAGGAUGAUGAUGAUAGCAUCUUCGAUUAUGACGAGGAUGAAGGCGAAGAGGCUGCACUAGCAGAGCUCGAGGAGCUGUUGGAAAGAUCUUGGUGAAGGAAAUGAAACAAUGGUGCAGCAGUUUUAACCUAAGUUGCUCGGACUCUCCAAAUAUAUUGUCGCACUCGUGUCAGAUCC